Drosophila persimilis is the source of this 1351-nucleotide messenger RNA. Its product is annotated as vesicular integral-membrane protein VIP36. Gene Ontology annotation, molecular function: D-mannose binding. Gene Ontology annotation, biological process: endoplasmic reticulum organization; Golgi organization; endoplasmic reticulum to Golgi vesicle-mediated transport. The record is from RefSeq and is a predicted model, not a curated record. Lineage: Eukaryota; Metazoa; Arthropoda; Insecta; Diptera; Drosophilidae. Gene Ontology annotation, cellular component: Golgi membrane; endoplasmic reticulum membrane; endoplasmic reticulum-Golgi intermediate compartment. The coding region runs from base 57 to 1034 and encodes 325 amino acids. The transcript has 5 exons.
UUUACUUAAAUUUUUGGAAUAGUACCCGAAGAAAUUAGAGGCCAACGAAUGCAGAAAUGACCCAGAUCAUAAACACAAGUUGUCUCCUGGGGCUGUUUGUCGUCUUUCUGGCAUCGGAUAUUUUGUGUAACGAGAAUGGAGACUACAUGAAGCGGGACCAUAGUCUGGUGCGUCCAUUUCAAGGUGUUGGCGUCAUCCUACCCCACUGGGACUUCAUGGGCAACACAAUGGUGACCAGCAACUACAUAAGACUGACGCCGGACUUGCAGUCAAAGAGCGGCGCACUUUGGAACUACAAUCCCAUCAUGUCACGCAACUGGGAGAUACAUGUGGGCUUCAAGGUUCACGGAAAAGGCACUGAACUCUUUGGCGAUGGCUUUGCAGUUUGGUAUACGAAGGAGCGCAUGCAGACGGGCCCUGUCUUUGGCAGUAAGGACUACUUCAACGGACUGGCCAUCAUUUUGGAUACCUACAGCAAUCACAACGGUCCCCACAAUCACCAACAUCCGUACUUGAGUGCAAUGGUGAAUAACGGCAGCUGGAGCUACGACCACGAUCGCGAUGGCACGCACACGCAGCUGUCAGGCUGUGAGGUGAGGUUCCGCAAUGUGGAAUACGAGACACUCAUUAGCAUACGCUACGAGAACGAUAUCUUAUCCGUAUCGACGGAUUUGGAGAAUCGAAACGAGUGGAAGAGCUGCUUCGUGGUGGCGAACGUAGAGCUGCCUACGGGCUACUACUUGGGCUUGUCGGCAACGACAGGCGACUUGUCCGAUAACCACGACAUCCACAGCUUUAAGUUUUACGACGUUGAUAACGACGUUUCGCAUGACGAAAUUAUGCGACGAACCAAUAUCGUACCAAAUGCAAAAAGCUUUGAACCACCCCGUGAGCACAAAGAUGACCCCAAGCCGGGCAUGUCGAAUGCCAAAAUAUUCUUCAUAAUUCUGUUCGUUGUGGUUGUUGCGGCUUUGGUGGCCAUUUUUGCUAUCUCCUACUUCAAGGAUCGCAAUGCGCGUAAGCGUUUCUAUUGAGGGAUGAUGGAUGCCGGCCCGGACGCCUCAAAGCUAGUCGUAUCUAUCAUCAAAGCAUCUUGUUACGAGAGUAUCGUAUCUACGAGACUCAAUUGACAAAACCAAGUUUAUUUAUACCGACUGUAUCACGCAUACUUAUUCCUUAGGUUUUCCCAUUUUAUCCUCCUCCCGUUUUUCCUUUUUCCUUGAGUGGUUAGAAGAGUAUAUUACACGUGUUAAAGAGUGCGUUAAAUUUAAGUGCAAAUUUUUAAUCUGAACUAUAGGAAAAUUGAGACCGUGUUACAGCAUAGACAAAAGAUAAAAAGCCACCAGAAAAA